AUGUCUACCCACUCGAGACAAGACUUCGACGAGAACGAAGAAUUGGACAAAAUCCUCCAAGAUCUUAACAUCUCAGGCAACAUUAGCCUUCGCAUAACCAUCAAGUCAGAAACAAAAGCAGAAGCAAAAGCCAGUGAGCAAAAACUCAUCGAAGAGACCGAAGAAUGGAAUGAAAUCCUCCAAGACCUUGACAUCGCCAGAGAAAGCCAACAGCGUCAUCUGGAAGACCAGAUUGCCCAAAUCUUAAUCUUGGACCAACAAAGACAGAUCAUUCUGGACAAGUUUACGCGUUUGGAGGAAGAUCAACAGAGCGCGGAGGAAGAGGACGACCCGAAGCGCAUCGAGGAAAAUGGGAGACGGACCAUGCAGACCAUCAUGAUGCUGCAGGCAACCUAUGCUUUCGAUCACCGAAAUGCCUUCUUCAGCCAAUUCGAAGAGACUGAGAAUCUAAGAAGCUUGCAGCAGAUCAAGGAAAGACUCCCGAAUUCUGAGCAUGAACGGAAUGGGGGUUUGGAGGAGGAUUGGGCGUUCGCCGAGUGCCAAAAGGAGGAAGAGAUCGGCGAGACGGCGAGUGAAAUCGAUUUCAUGGGAUUUGAAUCCGAGGAUGGCGGUGCCCCCAUCGCCGUGGUCACGAAAUGCGAUAUCCAGGACUGCCAGAAAUGCGAGGCAGAUCGAGCGAAUAUCAGGUUGGAGAGUCUUGACUCUUCCACGCACUUCGAUGGCGGCGCCAUCAUCCCGGUGAUCACUGAGUGUCAUGAUACUGACUGCAAGGAAGAUUCGGCAGCACGAUCGAACAUUGAGAAGGUAGGCGAUGAUUCUUCAUCCGAUUCUUCAACCGAUUCCGAUGGGGGCGUCCUGCUGUCUCCCUUCAGUGACUCCGAGACCAAGAACGCCAAAGACCGCCAUACACACAAUAUGAAGACGCUCAUGACCCUCGGUCUCGAUGCCGCUGAACGCCACCUCUCUCAGGUCUAUUAA
Molecule: messenger RNA, 978 nt
Organism: Hyaloscypha bicolor E
Lineage: Eukaryota; Fungi; Ascomycota; Leotiomycetes; Helotiales; Hyaloscyphaceae
Exons: 1
Coding region: 1-978 (325 amino acids)
Source: RefSeq, a predicted model, not a curated record